Messenger RNA from Rhodamnia argentea, 866 nucleotides. Its product is annotated as 60S ribosomal protein L18a-like protein. The transcript has 4 exons. NCBI's taxonomy places the organism in Eukaryota, Viridiplantae, Streptophyta, Magnoliopsida, Myrtales, Myrtaceae. The record is from RefSeq and is a predicted model, not a curated record. Bases 214 to 696 code for a protein of 160 amino acids.
GAGCAACCAUAAAAACUUUCCUCCUCCUCCUCCUCUUCGUCUUCUUCCUCCAAUUUCCGUUGCAGAGACGACCGGGAAGGAGGAGAAGAAGAGGACCGUCCGUAAUCUCAUCGCCGGUCGACGGAGAUCCGCGAUCGGCCUCACCCGCAGUUUUCGAUUCGUCGAUCCAGAGGGAACCGCGAGCGAAUUGCCGAACGGAAGCGAACGUCGAAGAUGAGUCAAGACGAUAAAAGCAGAGGCUUGAUCGGCGACCCCCAGCAGAGCCCGAACUACUACGGAACGUUCCAAGGCGUAGCGAACUACUAUAACCCUCCUCCUCCUCCUCCGCAGCUGCAGCAGCAGCAGCUGUUCCCUCCGCCGGUCAUCGGGUUCCCCCACCCGGUUCCUCCUCCGGGCUCCACCGGCAGUCCCCGGUUCUAUCCUUACGGUUAUCAAACCGUCGCGGGUUAUGCAAUUGUGGAGGGAACACCGGUUAGAGAGCAUCGCUUACCUUGCUGCGGUCUUGGUAUCGGCUGGUUCUUGUUCUUGAUUGGUUUCUUUCUCGGUGGCAUCCCCUGGUACAUUGGGACUUUUCUCCUUAUUUGUGCUUGCCCAGAUCGGCGAGAAAAGCCUGGAUAUGUUGCUUGUGCAAUAGCUUCUUUCCUUGCUGUUCUUGCUGUUACUGUGGGUGCGACAAGGGGGCCUCAUAGGUGGUGAGAUCAUACCAAGGGACUCCAGAAUAGUUGUACAGUGAUGCCUUGAGACUGCUGAAAAAAAUUUGUUGCUAUUUUACCUGUCAUUUUAUCUAAAUAUACUGCUUUAGAUGCAAAGUAACUUGUAAGGUUGGUGGAAGACUAAUAAUGCGAGGUUUCUAUAAGGUUUCCAUU